CUGCCAACUGGGUACACCUUCCAGCUGAGAGCCACGUGCUGCAGCAGACAUCUCGCCGACGUGCAGGGACCAGCAACUUCAACUGUCAGCUUCGCGCAGCGCGAGAGACGUCACGCCUCUCCCAGAGAAGAUGGCCCGGCCGUUCUUUGUACCACCUACUGAUGAGGACAUAAUCGAAUAUUAUCGCAUCCUAGACCAGCUGCUUAGCGAUCUCAUGGACAUCCUGAACGUGAUAUUCAGAGGACGCCGUCGCCUAUCCGAGCCAACAAUCAGACGUGGCGGUCGCUGGCUGCGGCAGCCGGCUGGCCUGCCGGACGUGGUGGCCGACGCGGUGCGCGCCGUUCACCAGCCCGGGGACGCGCGCCUCUGCCGCCGCGUCGUGCAGUCCGUCGACAAGCUGUCCUCCUGCUACUACGACGUCAGCCUCCAGCUGCACCUCAUUGCAGAGUCCUUCCGCUGCAGGCUGCAGCAGGAGGCUGAGAAGACGCGUGAGCCGUCAGCAGUGGUCAGCGGCGGUCUGUCCGGCGGCAGCAGCAUGGGCGGCGGGGGUGGGGGGGGUGUGAGCGUGGGCGGCGCCUCGCUGCUGGGGCGCCUGGUCCCCCCACAGUACGGCCGCCCCGUGUGCUGGACCGUCAUCGCACUCUACGUGGGCUGGCGCAUCAUCUGCUCACGAUGAGCCGCGCUGCGGGCCACCACUCUAGUCUUUAAGUUCUACUUUCUAAGUCUCAUUUCAUUUUAGUUCUUAUCGUUAUGAGUGGAGAUGAUCUCCUAACGUGUCUCCCUGAGACAGUUUCAGUGAUUACUUGUUUGUUUCACGUAUCUGUAUUAGAGAACUAUUCGUUCGAUUUGUAUCUGUAAUUCCCAGUGAUCUCCUUAGGUUAAGCUUUACGGGUCGUGUACUGAAUCUCACGAUAGUUUUGAGAAGUGGUUAAAUGUGCUCCGAAUUUUAUACAAUUAUCACUUCUUGCAUUCAGUGCAUUGCUUACAUAAAUCGUAAUUUUUUUGAUUACAGUGUGUGUUUACAUGUCUACUUAUCGCUUAGCUGUAGGACAGAUUUCUUUUUAGUGCUUAGAUACGUUUUGUUUUGCAACUCUAUUGUAAUUAUGGGUUAUGACCGUAUAUAAAAGUAUAUAAAUAUAUAUAAUAAAUCGCAAGUAAAUCUGUUCGAUUACGUAAAUGGAACAUUGUAUAUUGUGUUGUGGAACAUUCCUAAUGUAAAACUGAAUAAUUAUUGUGUAUUUUUUUAAUUGUGCAAAAAGGUUCCAAUACCUUUUUUUAGAGUUUUCAUAUGAUCUCUUACGCGUAGUUGUAGACAUAGCUGCGUGUACAAUGGGUGACGUUGUAGCAGUAUCCCAAAGCAUUGCAGCUCCGCUAGUUUGUAACUUAUAUUUUUGUGUGAGAGAUAGUCUUCUCUUUUGUAAGUUGACCUCGGAGUAACACGUCACAGCAGAGGGCAGACAUGAAAUCUCAGAGGAAUUUCGUCGUAUUUUAAGCUAUGCAGUUCAUUUCUUCAAAUUCCAUUGCUCUAAUUAUUGUAUAUAGACAAUUCAGUGAGAGAGUACUUUAUGUGUAAUCAAGGUUUUGAAACUGCACGUACAGGUACUGUUGUGUGAGGCAGCAAGACAUUAUGUUCUACACUAGAUGUCCUAUGUAAAUUUUGUUGCUGAAGAAAACAUAUUCCUUCACCAUUAUGUUAUCUAUAAAAGUUGUAAGCACAGUACAUAGAGCUCCAUUUCAUACUGACAGGACUAUUUUCAUUUUGGAAUACACAAAUUAAUAGCCUUUAACUAAUUUAUUGAAAUAUUUGUGCCACAUUAUCCAGACCUCAUCCAAAAUUGUUUUUGCAAACAACUUUCCUCUUCUCUUCGUUUCUUUAAUCUUUUCCAUCUACCUUUAUCCACCAUUUACCUUACAGAUUUGGUAACUCAUAUGAAAUUGUCACCAGUAAAUCCUGCAAAGAUUGUAACUUAUUUACUAAGUACUUGUGACACCGUGGUGCCAGUUACUGGAAACAAUUGUAAAAGUUGUAACAGUACCAUUUGCGACGCUAUGUCUGAGCGUUCUCUGCUGUUAGACCUGUUUUGUCAAAUGUGUGGCUUGUAAAUAGCUUACCAUUUUUUAAACAAACUAACAGUUGGUAGGUUUCACUGCUGUUGCAGGUUGAUGGACAGUCUGUCAAUUGGAUCUGUGGCUUCAGAGAAACCUUCGCUUAUCAAAGUGUCACUGUGAUUACAUAUUUCUAUAAUCUGAUGAAUAUAUCAUAGGUUAUAUUUGCAUGUCGUAACAUAGGAAGUAUAAAAAAUUAAGGCAAAUGUAUGGGAGAGAGCACUUGUGUUCUCUGACCUACACUCUGUUGCUACCAAUGUCUUUCAGAACUGUACACUUUUUCACUUUUGUAAAACAAUUGAAUUUUGAAAUAAAUGUAAACAUUCUGGUAAUAAA
Messenger RNA from Schistocerca piceifrons (Central American locust), 2442 nucleotides. RefSeq lists its product as uncharacterized. Bases 131 to 676 code for a protein of 181 amino acids. Lineage: Eukaryota; Metazoa; Arthropoda; Insecta; Orthoptera; Acrididae. The transcript has 3 exons. The record is from RefSeq and is a predicted model, not a curated record.